AUGUACCUGUCCUGUGUCUGGACGUCCCUGGAAGAUCUCUCUGUGACUCUGGAGGAGAAAAAGAGAACCGGAGGAGAUGUAGCGUUGCGGAAGGCUGUUUGGAUUAAAAAAUCCACACCAUCUGAGAAGACAGAAACGGUUGAAUUAAAUGUCCAGACGACCAUAACAGUGACAGACACUGAUGGACAGGAGGUUCAAGAGAAAAGGAGAGACUCUGUGGCACAAAACAACACCCAGGAUGUGAAUAAUGAAGAGGAGGAUGAGGAAGAUGUGAAUGCAGAAGAGAAAGGAGAGCAGGAGAAUGCGGAUGAAGAGAAGGACAUACAAGAGGCACAAAACAAAGAAGCUGGACCAAAAGAGAAUAACACACAGGACACAAAUGAGAUAACAGCACUACUGGUCAACAAAACCCCAAUUCCAGUCAUUGCAACAAAAUCAGGCCCAACACCCAGGAGAGUUCCAAAAUUUAAACAGAGGGCAUCCAGACAGUUUAAAAGUAAACCUCCAAAGAGGGGCGUUCUAGGAUUCGGAGAUGACAUUCCAGGCAUGGAAGGACUAGGUACAGAUAUAACAGUCAUAUGCCCAUGGGAAGCUUUCAGCCAUUUGGAGCUGCAUGAACUGUCUCAGUAUGGAAUAAUCUGAAGAAAGGAUUUAAUCAGUACACAGAUUUUUUUUCUCUUUCCCUCUUGUUGGAUGUCCAGGUUCUGUUAUUUUAGAAUUUGUUUAUUCAAAGUACACCCGUUAUCUACAGGUAAAGGCAGCAGCCAUUUUGUAAGUUGGACCACUACUGACCAAACAACUAACCUAAAUUAGUGACACCAUCAAAACACUAAUAAUGAAUAAUGUAACUAAUAUCCAGUAGACGCUAAACUUAACCCACCUGACACGGUUUCCUCGCGAAUUAAUUGGCUGCGUUGUGAUUACUAGUAGAUGCCACAAAAUGGCCACCUCCAGACCCUAUCGGUAACUGUUGUUGCUUUGUAAGGAAAGAUGUGUAAACAAAAUGAACAUUUCGGAAUAAAAAACGAACUUUUGUCUAGAUUGUGGAAUCUCAGCAUACACGCCGGCAGACCCACCAUCGUGAUGGCCGGGUGGCCGAUCCAGGUAAACAUAUACACUUACCGCUCGGCGUGUAGUCAUUACGUCACAGCUGCCUGUCCAGCUUUGACUUCAAUUCCUGCAGCAAGUACGCAUACCCAGAUGCGUCUGUGUAUCCGGAAAUAUAUCGUUCGCAAUAAGUGUAAGCGAUGUUGUUCACAGACAUUAUUAUUAUUAUUAUUACCAGUUAUUUAUAUAGCGCACACAUAUUCCGCAGCGCUGUACAGAGAAUAUUUGCCCACUCACAUCAGUCCCUGCCCCAGUGGAGCUUACAUUCUAUAUUCCCUACCACAUGUACACAGACACAUUCAUACUAGUGUUAAUUUUUUGUUGGGAGCCAAUUAACCUACCAGUAUAUUUUUGGAUUGUGGGAGGAAACCGGAGUACCCGGAGGAAACCCACGCAAGUACGGGGAGAAUAUACAAACUCCGCACAGUUAGGGCCAUGGUGGGAAUCGAACCCAUGACCUCAGUGCUGUGAGGCAGUAAUGCUAACCAUUACACCAUCCGUACUGCCCCAGACAUAUAAUUUGUUCACGCCUAACAAUCAGUAAACAAUAUAUGGUCCGUUCAACUGAAACCCCAGGGAUUGGCAAGCUGAAGUGUGCGAAAAGUGACCCGUUUCGGCACCCAAACGGCACUUUUCACGUUCCGCCCAGCACAUUGAUCGGGUUUAGCUGCUUACGCGGCUCUAGCAGAGGGAUUUGGCAAGAUAUCCUGAAUAAGAUAAUUUACUUAACACAAACCCCCAACUUAUUUUGGCUGUUAAGUGCCCCAUACAC
Molecule: messenger RNA, 1879 nt
Organism: Pseudophryne corroboree (corroboree frog)
Lineage: Eukaryota; Metazoa; Chordata; Amphibia; Anura; Myobatrachidae
Product: structural maintenance of chromosomes protein 4-like
Exons: 5
Coding region: 1-642 (213 amino acids)
Biological process (GO): positive regulation of epidermal growth factor receptor signaling pathway; visual perception; positive regulation of G protein-coupled receptor signaling pathway
Cellular component (GO): photoreceptor outer segment membrane
Molecular function (GO): 3',5'-cyclic-nucleotide phosphodiesterase activity; cGMP binding
Source: RefSeq, a predicted model, not a curated record